CCGUUUGUUAUGGAGAUGAAGGCUGUUGCUUGGACGUUUUCGUUAACACCCACUCGUGCAGCAUACGGUCGACACUCUGCAGUUCACCAGGGAGGACCAAAGACAGCAGCUCAUUUCAUGGGAUCUUUAAAGUUUAACCGGCUCAGUAGCCCGGUCUACAGAGCGGUGCUGUCGGGCGGAGACAUGGCGGCACUAAGGUGGGAGGUUCUGCUGUUCCUGGUGGUCGUCCUGCUGGUCCCAUGCGGCGCUGCGCCCACCGACAUCCUGUAUCGGGUUCCUGAGGAGCAGCCACCCAACACCCUGAUUGGUAGCCUGGCAGCGGACCAGGGCCUGCCUGACACUGGCCACCUCUACAAGCUGGAGGUGGGCUCGCCGUACCUGCGGGUGGACGGCAAGACUGGCGACAUCUACACCACCGAGAUCCCCAUCGACCGCGAGAUGCUGAGGGACUGCCGCAACCUGUUUGAGGGCGACAAAUGCUUCCUGGAGUUUGAGGUGUCGAUCACCGACAUGGUGAAAGGCAUCAGCUCGGGGCCGCGGCUGAUCGAGGGCCGCAUUGAGGUGCUGGACAUCAACGACAACACACCGCAGUUCUCCUCGCCCAUCCUCACCCUGUCCAUCCCCGAGAACACGCAUGUCGGCGCCCUCUUCGCCAUCCCCAUGGCCACUGACAGGGACUCCGGCACCAACGGUGUGGCCGAGUACUCGCUGAGCACCGGGCCGGACGCCGACCAGCUCUUCAGCCUGCAGGUCGCCGUAGACACGGAGGAGAAGCUGCCUCAGCUGGUCGUCAUGGGCAACCUGGACCGCGAGAAGAAGGACUCGUACGACCUGAACAUCCGGGUGGUGGACGGCGGCAAGCCGGCGAGGGCGAGCAGCGCUCUGCUGCGGGUUACUGUCAUCGACCAGAACGACAACGCUCCCAAGUUUGAGAGGAGUCACUACGAGGCCGAACUGCCGGAGAACAGCCCGCUGGGACACUCUGUGCUGCAGGUCAGAGCCAACGACGCAGACACCGGCACCAAUGGAGAGAUCGACUACAGCCUCCAUCAGGCGUCGGAGACUGUCCAGAGGCUUCUGCGCAUUGACCGCUCUACCGGUAUCAUCUACGUCAAGGGCUUGGUGGACCGUGAGGAGGAGAACUUCCUCAAAUUCUUUGUGGUCGCCAAAGAUCGUGGACCCAACUCCAAGAGCUCCAAGGUCCUGGUGACCAUCAACGUCAGGGACCAGAAUGACAAUGCACCAGCCAUCGAGAUCCGUGGUAUUGGCUUGGUGACACACCAGGAUGGUGUGGCCAACAUCUCUGAGGACAUGCCCAUUGGCACACCGGUGGCAUUGGUCCAGGUGUCAGACCGUGAUGAGGGGGAAAAUGCGGUGGUGACAUGCGUGGUUGCCGGUGACGUCCCAUUUCAGCUCCGACCUGCAAGCGAGUCAGCCAAUGAUCGGAAGAGGAAAUACUUCCUGCAGACAACUACUCUGCUGGAUUAUGAGCGUGUUAAGGAUUACAGGAUUGAAAUUGUUGCUGUGGAUUCUGGGAACCCAGCCCUGUCCAGCACCAACUCCCUCAAAGUCCAGGUCACGGACAUGAACGACAACACGCCAAACUUUUCCCCUGCGAUGCUCGAGGUAGACUUUGCAGAGGGCAAUCAGCCAGGUGACUUGGUGCUGGAUGUCUCGGCAACAGAUGCAGACAGCGGCACCAACGCAGAGCUGGAUUAUAGCAUCAUCGAGCUCUCGGCCGCCAGGCUCUUUGAAAUUGAUACCAACACUGGAGAGGUUCGUGUGAAGAACCUGCUGGAUCGGGAAGAGACUGAUCGUUAUGAGUUCCGUGUGGCAGCAGCAGACAAGGGCGUGCCUAGCAAAACUGGCACUGCUACAGUGGUGAUUAAUGUUCUGGACCGCAAUGACAAUGACCCCAAGUUUAUGCUGAGCGGCUACAGCUUCUCUGUCAUCGAGAACAUGGCUCCGCUCAAUCCUGUUGGCGUAGUGACCGUCACUGAUGCCGAUAAGGGUGAGAACGCCCGAGUGAGGCUGUUUGUGGAACCGGACAAUGGCAAGUUUGUCAUCCAGAACGGCACAGGAACCAUCCUGUCCAGCAUCUCCUUCGACCGUGAGAAGGAGAGCACCUACACCUUCCGACUGAAGGCUGUGGAUGCUGGUGACCCACCUCGAUCCUCCUAUGUGGGUGUUACCAUCAAUGUCCUGGACGAGAAUGAUAAUGCACCCUAUGUCACCAAACCAGCUAAUUCCUCCUACACAUACAUGUCACCUGUCACCCCACCAGACACCCGUGUGGAGGUGGUAGAGGCUGAGGACAUUGACUCUGGACCCAAUGCUGAGCUGCUCUACACCAUCACAGGCGGCAACCCGUAUGGCCUGUUCCACAUCUCUCCCAACAGCGGGGAGAUCACACUGGCGCAGGAAUUCACCGGCAAGCACAAUGGGCUGCACCGCCUGGUGGUAAAGGUGAGUGAUAAAGGCAAACCUCCCCGCCACACCACCGCCCUGGUCCACGUUUUUGUCAACGACACCAAGUCCAAUGUCUCCCUCAUUGAGGCGCUGGUGGGACACAGCCUCUACACCCCUCUGGACAGGGAUAUUGCCGGAGAUCCCAACUACGCCCUUGCUCAGCGCAGCAACAUCCUGUACGGCAGCCUCGCAGGUAUUGCUGGUGUGAUUCUGGUCAUUGUAGCAGUGGUGGUCAUCAGACACCGACUGCAGAAGGACACCAAGAGCGGCUACCAGGCCGGCAAGAAGGAGAGUAAGGACCUGUACGCUCCCAAACAGGGACCCAAAAAUGGCAAAGGGAAAAAGAGCAAAAAAGGAAAAGCUCCUAAACCGGCCAAGCCACUGGAGGAGGAUGAGGAGGCCAGCCUGCAGAAAGGCCUCAAGUUCAACCUCAUCAACGACAACGUCAACGACAGUCCCAGAAUCCACCUGCCCCUUAACUACCCGCCGGGAAGCCCCGACCUGGGCCGCCACUACCGCUCUAACUCCCCCUUACCCUCCAUCCAGCUGCAGCCACAGUCACCUUCUGCCUCCAAGAAGCACCAGGCUGUUCAGGACCUCCCCGCCACCAACACCUUCGUGGGAACGGGCGAUAACAACUCCACAGGCUCCGACCAAUAUUCGGAUUACAGCUACAAGGCCAACCCUCCCAAAUACAGCAGCAAACAGCUCCCCCACCGCCGAGUGACCUUCUCCACGGCCAAUCAGGCGCAGGACCUGCAGGACGCGUCCCAGCACAGCUACUAUGACAGCGGCCUGGAGGAGUCGGAGACGCCCAGCUCCAAGUCGUCGUCGGGGCCGCGAAUCGGGCCCCUGGCGCUGCCGGAGGACCACUACGAGCGGACCACACCUGACGGCAGCAUCGGCGAGAUGGAGCACCCGGAGAACGACCUCAGGCCUCUUCCCGACGUGGCGAUGACCGGUAACUGCACCCACGAGUGCACCGAGUUUGGCCACUCUGACUCCUGCUGGAUGCCCGGCGAGCCUUCCCCCAACCGCAAGGUGUCCAAGAACGCCCCCAAGCUCUCCACCUUUGUGCCUUACCAGGAGAUGGAUGGGCAAGAGCAGCUGAUGGCCAACGGCAGCCCCAAGCCCCUGACAACGGAGGAGCGUGGGACAGGCAGUGGUGGCGGCAGCAGUUCCAAAGUGGCCAACAUGCGGUACAUGACGCCCUACAGCAGUGCCUACCCUGGGGGCGGAGACUCGUCCGGUAAAGACUGUGGGCUGGAGGAGAUCCCGCUGAGCCAGGCGGUGGAAUACCACUCGGCCACCACUCCGACCGGCCAGACCUCCAAGAGGGAGAUCUACCUGUGAGGGCGCAGCUCUCCACCUUAACACCCCCAACACCCUCCCUACGCUCCUCAUCAUCCCCCCGUUGCUGCUCACCACCACCUGUCCCGCCCCCUCACUGCCGCCCCCUGUGCCUAUUACUCGCUGUGCCGCAGCACCGACUCCCCUUCUUCCUUUUUAUAACUGCAUCCACCGUACAAGGCUUUAGACCUGCGCCCACCUCACCCAAUGCCACCGCCGCCACCCCCCUCUAGAAACCAAUCAAAUGUAAAAUAAUUAAUUAAAAUCAAUUGAAGAAAACAUGCGGCUCCUGCUGCUGCGGAAGGAAUGUAAACUACACCACAUCGUUGUGAUAAUUUAAUGGGAAACUAUUUAGCUACUCACGUAUUUGAGUUGGAUUUUUGUGUGUUGCUUUAGGCUAUGUUGCUGUGUUGGAACAAAAAAGAAAAAACACCUUCGGGGGGAGAAGGGAAAGAACUUCUUGUAAAUCCUACUUCAGUAUACUGUGUAAUGCUAUCUAUCCUGAUUUUUUUUUGGAUUUAGAUUUGUUUGAUUUUGGUUUUCUUUUUAAUUUUUCUCUGUCAACUCCGGAGCCUCCGGGAAAUACAUUUUUGAGCCGAGUUGCAUCAAAUCAACUGGGCUUGUUUUUAUCAGGAACAGCUUGUCGUCAACGUAAGACGUUCGCAGAAACGCAGCUGUUUUCCAAUCUCCGGAGUUGUUGUUGAGUACGAUUUCAGGUCUGUUCAUUUUUUUGCCGUGAAGAGGUCUUUUUUCAGUGUACAGAGCUGUAAAUACUUCAAACAGUGACAGAGGAAACUGCUGUGUAAGUGUGGAUCCGUGGCUGACGUGCUGUCUGCAGAUCUUCAUGUAACGUCCGAUUGAUGGACUGAAAACCUUUGCAUGUACAGAGAAACGAUGCCACGGAAUUCGCCAUCACACUGCAGGAACCUGGACUCUUGAGCAUCACCGACGGUGCCGAGUUAAAAACACAAGACAUUUUUUUUUCUCUCUCCUCUACAACUUUACAACACAGUUGAAUUUGGGUUCACGAGGAGACAAAAUCAUUAGAGGGGCGCCGAUAGCAGUUCAUUCAGAACCGAAAGAAAUCUGAGUUCUAAAUGCUUCAGUCAGUGGAUCGGCCAAAGCUGAGUAUCAAAGUACCAAUUAUAUUAUUAAUGCUCUUGUCAGUAGUAUACCAUAAAAUGAAAACUUAACAUGAAUGUGUCGGUUAAAUGUAUUCUCACAGAAAAUUAUUCAAAAAUAGUCACAUGAAAACACAUCCAUUAUGGUUUUUCGUAUGUAAGAAUGAAAUUUUCCAUUUCCGAUAUUACAAUUACUUAAAAUUACAGCUGUGAACUUCAAUGUGAAAUUAUGUUCUCACAUUUCAAACAAAAGGUUCACAUGUGGAAAGUCUAAAAGUCCCGCUAGAUACCCCAGCAGUAAAAAUGUGCUAGCUUAACCAAUGUGAAAAUAGUUUUAAAUCAUCUGUUUUAAAUCAUUGUAAACUGAAUAUCUCGACAAAACAUUUGAAAACAUCGCCCUGGGCUCUGCGAAAUUGACGUGCAUUUUCCCUAUUUUUAGACAUUUUAAAGACUAAACGAUUAACUGAUGAAUCGGAAAAAUAAUUGACAGAUAAUACUUUGUUGCAACCCUAGUUUAUUGCAAAAGUUGUCUUUGUUCCUUACAGGCAAGGUACAAGACAAAAAUAUAAAGUUUGUCCUGAAUGUGGCGCUAGAGGAAAGUUUGAAAGCUCAUUGAAAUCAAAGGGGUUCAUCCUCUGUGGAGCAGGAAUGUGAUCAGUAAAUGUCAUGGCAAGCUGAUGCUUGGAUUUUGAUUUGAGUUAAAGCAGAAACAUCAAUAUUUACCUGAUGGUGGCGCUAGAAGAAAGAUCAGUGGGUCACCAACUUUUUCUAACUUCAUCCUCUGGGGAACAUGAAUAUUCAUGGUUAAUUUCAUCCAAAUCUGCCCAUUCGUUUUGGAGAAACUUCACCUCGUUGAGGAUCAAAUCAAGUCAAGUUUGGAAAAUUCAUCCUGAUGUUGGUGCUGGACGAAACGUCAGGGAGGUCAUCAGAGUCAUUAGGUUUCAUCCUCUGGGGAACAUGAAUGUCCACAGGCGGUUUGAUAUCAAUCUGGCCAGUAGUCGUUGAGAUAUCUUGCUAAAGUGUCGGACGGACGGAUCCACAUCACAGUUCUUAUUGGUGUUACAGAAUGUAAGUCUCAUACAACAGCUCAUUCUUCUUCAUUCUUAAAAAAACAUAAUAUCAGUUAGGAUUAAUGAAAAUAUUCACACAAGAAAAUAUUUGAAAGCUUAAUACACAAAAGACAUGUUCAAAAUGCCUGUUGUAGUGCAGCUGUAUCUUUGCUAGUACUGACAGUCCUGCAAGCAUCAGUGUACCUCUACACAUCACAGCUGUGGUGGUUUAAGUGUGUUGUUUAUGGUAACUGUGGUGAAUGUUUCCCUGCUGUGUUUUUGGGCUUGAAGGAAGAACUCUCUGGCCAGCGUCGCCUCUCGUUAGUUCCCACCUCUUUACCUCCUCAGUGUGAGGCCGAGCUGUUUGGCAUUUAGCAGAAGUAUUUAUUAAAGCUGUUAGCUCUGUGCAGCAGGGGAGGUGGGCGCCGCUUCCUGCAGUGCUGCAGUCGCACAGGAAUGCAGGAUUAAUGACACCAGGCUUCAGUCCACCGACACCCACUCCACACAGCGCAGCAGAGAAACUCUAAUUACAACCCGAGGCUCUGCACAUUACCUGCGAUAAUUUGCGCCUGUAAAACCAAGCUGGUUUGGAAGUUCAUUUAUUCUGAGCCCAGUGUUAAUGGCUGCUGAGGGUAAUGUGAGAUUUCACCUGUCCUGUAGUGAUGCACACCAGCAGAGUGUGCUGCAAAAAAAUCUCCCUAACAAGUCAUUUAGUCUCUUACUGAGUCCUGAAGUCUUAAAACAAAGCGAGAAGUCAGCCCAUGGAGAGAGAUCAUUUCACCUGUGUUACAAGUCAGUAAAAGAAUGGAUGACUGUAUGUUUUACCUAAGUAUCAUAUAUCUUUUUCAACCUUCUUGUUCUGGACCCAUUGUUGAUACAAAACUUGGUAGAGAGCUUAACCUUAAAUUAACUCAUGUCCACUUGCAAAAUGGGGAUUACUAAUUCAUUGUCCCAUUUACAAAAUAGACUUCAUAAAACAAGAAAGCGUUGUCAGAAAAUACCGCCUUUUAUCCAAAGCACGGUUGGUAAGCAGUGCAAACUCCCCCUCGACGUGCCAGCAACUAACCAAAUCAUAAAAUCAUCGUAAAGUCUGUCUUGAAGAGACCUGAACGAAUUUCUGAGGAUAUUACCAACAGCGCACAUACAAACAAUACAAUUGUAAUCACUCAGAGCAAGAAUGCGAAUAGAAUAAAAUGUGACAAACAUUUUUGAUCCAUUAUGAUUUUGUUGGAGACAGGACACCUCCAACCACAAACAAUGUCAGUUAUUACUCUUUGUAUCGUUCAUUUUUAAAUCACAAAUAUCUAAUAUUUGUAAAAGUUUCUUGGGCCAGCGAAAGACACUAAUGCACAUGUGCAGUGGGAGACAUGCAGUAUGCUAAGUAUGUACGUUAAAGGCGAUUAUCAUUUUUAGUGUUGAAGAAAUGUUUCCACUAGUCCAACAGGCUUCAUCCACUCCAGGGUGGAACACUGGGAAUAGAGAUCCCGGGAUUUUUCGGGGAUUAUUGGCAAAAUCUUCUUUCUUUUCCCUUCAGAGCAGGGGGAUAAAAGUCACCUCGUGUCCUGAUCUUUUUUGAUGAUUUUGCUCUGAUGAUGGAAGCACAUAAGCAGAUUUGUUGCGGUCCGUUAGCUGUAAAUAAAAUCCACAAAAAUUGAAGACAGGAGAAUUGAAUUUAUAUGACCAUUUGAGCGUUUGUUUUUUGGAAAACAAAAACAUCCAUGUGAGAGAACUUUGAAUGCAGACAGAAUCCAUUGUGUGCUGCUGUCCUGUACCUGAACCAAACUAUCCACCAUAGUUGCUUUGAAUAUUUCUUAAUUCCAUGGAGACAGGAUGGGAGUCCCCAGGAUCGGCCCUCUGCUUCAUGGGGAACCACAUGUGUUUGAUCUGGAGUUAGUCUUUGCUAUCUGUAGUAUUUAGAAGUCAAGCUCACCGCUUCCAAGUGGAGAAAUCAGCCUCAUUUUGUCUCGUUUCAACUAAUUUAUCAAUUUCUAGAAACUGCCUGAAACGAAGAGAGCUGCUGUGCGAUUAUCUCACCCCUGUUUGCAGAAAAGUCUCGACAUGUCAUUUGUUUUUUCCAGUGUGUGUGAUGUGAACAUCCACCCUCCAGAAUCACAGAGGGAACAUCAAAGCGCCGCCGCCGGGCCGCGACGCCUUCGAAGUCAAAACAGGCAGCAAAACGGGGCCAUCGCCGGGGUCGCUGAGGGGCCGCACUGUUUCGUUUUAUUAAGCAAACAGUCGCCUUCUCUGAGCGUAUCGGACUGCUUCAUUCCCCUGCUUUUGUUUAGUUUUUUUGAUGUCGUUGCCACACAUUUCAGCUCUGCCGCUUAAUUGGUUUUUAUUGUACAUACAUUUGUUUUUGAUGUGUGGAAGCUCGAUGUGUGGGGUGUGUGCGGAUGUUAACGCGAUUAAAAACACGAUUCCUCCGGUCUCUGAAGGUGAUUUGAUUUAUUGUCGACGUAUCUGCCUGUUCAGAAACCACACACACACACACACACAAACACACACACAGUCACAGUAUUCCCCUGCAGAUAAAUAAACCAUCAUUCAAUCGACGUUCAACUCUCCCAGUGACAGAGAUUUAGAGUUCACGGGCGCCGCCGUGGUCCCUCGCGCUCCCCGUCUUCCUCUGGUGAUUUAACGCUGGCGCUCAGAGGUCUGAUUGAUUAUUUACAGGCCCAACAUGGAGGUCCACAUCGACUCUCCUCCUUCCUUUUCCCCUUGCCACGCUUCACAGUUUCACCGUAAGCAAGUAAUUUUUUUCUUUCCCAUGAUGCCCGGCUGCCACCCAGCCGGCCGGUGGACUCCCAGGUGGCCGGUGUGUUAUGCUGUCUAAGGUAAAGAUAGAGGAGAGAGGUCGGAGCCAUGUAGCGUUAGUUUAACCUCGACUAUUUGGCACCAAUUAACCCCAGAAGAAGAAAAGCAACCUCUGGUGACCCCUGAUGACCUUUGGUGACCUCUGGCGUUGCUGUUGGCUUUACCUCACAGCAAACAUCAGACUGCUUGUGUGUGUGUGCCAACAAUAAUAAGAAAAAUAUCAGCAAUGAAAUACAGUACAUGGCCAAAAGUAUGUGGACAGUCACCCGUAUGUGACGGCUGAACAUGUGCUGCUCUAACAGCCUCCACUCUGCUGGUUUCAGCCUUUCCACCAGACGUUGAACCUGCUGCAGGGAUCUGCUCCCAUUCAGACACAGGAGCAUCACUGAGGUCCAACACUGAUGUUGGUGAUCAGGUCUGGCUCCCAGUCGGUGUUCCAGUUCAUCCCAAAGGUGGGGUUGAGGUCAGGACUCCAUGCAGGCCAGUCACAUUCUUCCAAACCAAACUGGGAAAACCAUUUCCCAGUUUGGUUGUCAUGUUGAAACAGGAAAGGGACAAACACAAGCUGUUGACACAAAGUUGGAAGAACACUGUCGAAAAUAUCAUUGUUUGCUGCAGCAUUAAGAUUUCCCUUUAUUGGAACGAAUUGUACAUUAUAUGGAAAGGGCUGACCACAUACUUUUGGCCAUGUCGUGUAUUCAUAAGUACAACAAAUUGUGCUUUACAUGUGAAAGUAGAGAAAAUUAAAGGACACUGAAAAUAUGACAGAUGAAAGUCAGUAAUCCUCUCCUCUAAGUAAUCAGAUUACAUCAUUUUAAAGGAAAAUUCCAUUUUUCUUAACAAACAAGGUCUUAUUGUUACCUAGACAUAACUAAGCCUUGGUUAGCAUGAACUGGUUCUUCUUAGAAAAUGUACAUCUUUUUGUAAGUAAGUCUACGCUUUGUGAACAUACUUAGUAUUGCAUUUCCAACCAUGUGCAUGUAUGUGUCUACACACACACAAUAUGUGUGUGUGUGUGUCUGUAUGCAUAGAGAUGGUCCUAAGCUUUUUGGUCUUGAGGCUUACUGUCAGACUACAAACACUUCCUGCUCCCUGGAGGACCACCUGAACCCCCAAUACACCCCCCAAUCCCCACCAGCACCACCUAGCCAUCAACCCCCAGGAGAUCUGCUGUCACACAAACUGACAGCCUCUGUGUGUGUGUGUGUGUGUGUGUGUGUGUGUGUGUGUGUGUGUUCAGCAGGUGUCUCUGCAUGCAGAGCUCCCACCUCCCGUCCCUCUGCUUUCACAUUCACUUUCAACUCUGCUUCAGUGACAGAAAAAAAUGUAUUUCUUCGCCAAAGUAUUGAAACUGUUUCACAUAAAUAUUCCAGAGAGAAAACAGCUGACAAAAAUAGAGAUAGAAGAAAUGAAACAGAAGUGUGAUGAUUCAUCUUCUCGUGGAGCUUCGGUCAGCUGCUGCUCCUCCUCUCAAUUAGUCGUCCAGUAGAUUUCUAAGGCUCCGUGAAGCUCUUCAUGUGUCUGAUUUAUUAUCUUUCAAAUAUCAGAAGGGACAAGAUAUUGAUUAGACAUCAGCGAUUUUGUCAGAGGAACGCGCACCUCUGAUCCGUCUGCACAUGAAUCUAAAGUUCCCUUUAUUUAAAAAACACAGCGCUGACGUGCAUCACUCACUAAUAAAAUGCAGUUAGUUUACCCCUAAAAUGAAUAGCGUUUUCAUUAAUUAAUUAAACACACACAGGUUUACAAUUAAAAUGCAGUCCUUCAUUUAAAAUGUUUCCCCCAGUUUUAAAAUGUAGUAUUUUGGCACUAAAACAUGUUGGUUAUUUUUAACAUAAAAUGCACUACUUUACUUCUAAAACACUUUAUAGACUUACUGAUUUCUGACCUGAAUGCAUAAAAGCUUGGGUUUGUUUUGAAAAACAUAUUGGUUUACUACUGACAGGCAUUAUUUAUGUAUGAAAUUCACUGCUGUACUUUCAGAGAAAUGUUUUGUAUCCUAAAACACACAGACUGCGUCUCAAAUUGUUUGUAUUUGCUGUGAUGUACGGUUCUUAAAGCUGCAGUCAAUUAUUUUCACAUCAACAAUGGAUCACAGAGACUUCUCACCGACUCUGCGGCUCUAUGGCGCUCUUUAGCCUCUUUUAGCUCCCAGUUUUGGUUUUGCAGCACACUUCCUGUCUGGUUCAGUCUCAGUGUUUCCAGCAGCAGCAGCAGUUUUCUAAUAAUCCCGCAGUACGCUAACUGCUCAGCAGCCAACAGCAGACAGACAGUCAGAGACCAGCUGGGGAGGAAAGAGGAACAUCUAGCAGCUACAGAGCCAGAUAUUGUUCUCAGGUUUUCGUGGAGACCAAACCAGAACUAAAAGGAGAGUGAAUACUGGACUUGAUGUUCAUCAGGUGACGCAAACAUUACUCACGAUGCUCUGAGUCUGCUGGAUGUGGAAGUAGGCAGCCGUUUGAUCACAUGUUAAAAGUAAUAACUUCAUAAAGUAAUAAUAUGUCAGAAUUUGUGUUUACAGCUUGUUCUGCUGCCCCCAAGUGGCCAGAAAUACAACUGAAUGCAGCUUUAAGAGCAAAUUAUUUACGCCAUUUUGUUUCUUCUCUGGUUUGUAAAUCUCCUGAGAACCAAUACUUUGAAAAUACACUUCAAAAGUACAAUUAACAAUAUUGUUUCAGUAACUCUGUCAUGUACUUUUGGCACCGUUUUUUAGGUAAAGGUUAGCUUCAGUCACUGACUUAAAUAAUGCCCUGGUUGAGUCCAUACAACAUGUCUCUCCCACAGUCACAAAAACUUUGUUGUAGACUCAAAGUAUUUCAUAAUCCAACAUUAGUUAAACAGCCAAAAGCAAAGGUCUUUAUUUAUUUAGAGAGAGUACAAGUUGAGACGCAGCCUGUAUUUCGUACUUUUAAUACUUUGAUUUCUUUUGCAUAAACACUGAUGCAGUUGUGAAACUCUUCUGGUCUCUUUAUAAAUCAUGUUGUUGUAGCUGUGAGUUCAGCCGUACGGUGGAAUCUGUUCCUAAAUGACAGUAAAACAUGAAUGUUCUUGGUUCCUGAGUCUGUGCAGUUUAAUCAAAGCUUCACUUACUGUUCAAAUACACACCGGGAAUUCUUUUUAUUCAGUGUUUUCCCCUCGACUGUUCUCCUCAGUCUGACUCUGUCAGUGAUAUUAUGAGUCUGUCAGAAACAUUAUGACUCAGUGAAAUCAUCUUUCCUCUCUUCUCUCUGUCCACUAAUAUUUAGUCUGGAACAAGUUUGUGCCUCUCAUGUAAUCAUUGUUUUUAUGUUUGGUACUUUUGCACUGAUGGUGUUAUUAAGUCGCAGAUAUAAAACGCAGCUUUCAUCAAAAUGAAAUGUAUAGCUGAACAAUGGUCAUUUAACUAAACUUGUUGGGUUUUUUUUAAGACAUAUCCACAAUCCAUAAAGACUUUCACCUGCUCCAAAGAUUAAGGCUCAUCUUCUUCCUUCUGGACGCGACUCAAAAUCCCAUUUUAAAGCCACUUUCAAACAGAUGCAAGCGCUUCAGUCUCACAGAUCCGUUUUCAUCAGACUGCUGAAGGAGUGCUCUUGGCACUGGCGAAAAGUUCAGGAUGGCAAAUUGAUUCCUUCACAAAAUGUGUUAUGUGCUUUGACACGAUAAAAUGUAAUAAAAAAAUCAAGAACUAAAGUUUUUUUUUAUUCCAUUUAAAAUAAUUCGACAUAUAUAUGUUAUAAAACAGCUCAAACUCCAUACACUGCACUUUGUUGCUAUUUUCAAAAAAAAAACGUUUAAACUCUUUUGUUUGUUUAGACACAGCUUACAAAUUUGUUGCUGAAAAUGCUUUAACUUUCUACUCUGCAGCCAUUUUAUGAUAAAGAUUCUGCAUUAAAAAAAAGGUAAAAAUCCCUCAGCUGUUAUAAAAUGGUACCUGUUGAAAAUUACUGGCGGGCAAAUUAGUAUUGCACUUCCAUAAAGUUGCGGGACGUACAGGAGACAGAGGUCGGGAUAUCCUGAACUUUAGCCAUUAGUAUGGGACACGCGACAUCAUCAGGGUUAUUUUCUCAGACUCCACGCAGCUUCUCCAGAGCCGCAUGAUACGACUAUUUCCACAGCCUGAGUAGUAUUCCCUGUGACUACUUAAUUGACUCUGACAAGUAAAAUCGGUAAGAAAACAUGAAGCUCCACAUGAAGCUCCACCAACCUUGUGAUGGUGUGUCACCUUCUUCUUAUACUUUGGAGGUUGUCAAGUUUCUGUGUCAUUUUUGGGCUACAAUUUCUACUUUGCAAUCAUGUUCCCAGUGGCUCAACGCCAAGAAUCUUUACAGAUGUAAACCUGCUAAGGCUCAAGGUUUUAGUUUGAUUUUCAUGAACGUAGUCGGUUAUUUCUGUGACUUUCAUUUAACUGAAUCCGUGCAAAACUCUGAAGUGCGAAGUGAUGGCAUGAGAGCAGCAGACUUGUUCUUUAUGAAAUCAUGUGAAAACGUUUGGAGUGGUUUGCUGUUUUUUGGUUGUGUAUUAUACUGAGGCUGGAGUCUCUGAAAACGAGGAUUCAGCUGAGCAUGAAACAAGCCAACUUUAUAAAUAUUAUACAUUUUUGUUGUUGUCGCAGUUGUUUUAUCAAUGUUAUGGAAUCAACACUGCUAUAGACAUACUGUAUGAAUAUAAUGGUCGUUGCUGUUUUUUACCAGACGCGGCGGUGUAUAUGAUGUUUUCUGAGCGGGCAGACUGGACUCUGUGUUUUCUAUUUCUUUAAUCCAUUCUGCUCAAAAUCAGUGAUGUCAGCUGCGACAAGCAGCACAUUUGUUUUCACCCUAAACCCCAAACAGGAAGUUUCAAAACUACAGAAGCUGAGAGUGGCAGUGAAUGCUAACGGUCAUUUUAGGGUUUAGGGUAUCUCGUCAUCAUGACUUAUCUCAAUCACAAGAUUAUGGUUUGAUUUCCCAGGAUAUGAGACAAUUAGCCUUAAAAUUAAUGUGAGCACCACGUGAACGAAAAUCUUAGCCUUAUGAAAGGAGAUGGACACGUACGCAAUUCUGUUUAUAAUACAUUAACACAUUUCCGGGCGUGGACAGUCCAUUUGAACGCUUGCAGACAGAAGAAAUUUACAUCAUGCAUCAAAUUUACACAAAAAAAGAAAGAAAAAAUAAGAUAAUUAUGUCAUAAUCAUGAGAUAAUGUUUGAUAUCUUUAGAUAACGAAAUUACGUCAUCAUCUCAGAAUAAUAAUCUUAAAUUUAUUACAACCACAGCUGCAUAAUUUACUCAUUGCAAAAUGUGAGAUAAUAGUUUGAAAUCUUAAAAUGACAAGAUAUUUGUUAUCUUGGUCCAAUAUUUGUUUUUUUAAAUAUGACCUCCACCAAAACAGAAUGUUAUGGCGCUCUGAAAGUCCCGAAAGAUGAUAUUUUUCAAAAAACUAAUAAAUAAAAAAAGUCAGGGGCUCCAUGAAAUGUAUCUUGAGAAAAUAAGAUAAUUUGUAAUCAUUUGAUAAUUUUGAGAUAAUGGCAUUAAAUAAAAUGGUUAUAUCAGUUGUAAAACAAAAAUAUAGGCACAACAGAUAUAAUUUUAGCCUGUAAAAGUAAAAUGUCAUCACAAAAAAGCUUAUUAUUAGUGGAGAUAAUGACUAAUUAAACAAUGAUCUUGGGAUAUGGUGUACAAGGGGAGGUUAGGACCCUGGUGCACUGAAAAGUUAGAUGAUUGAUUUUGUGAUUGUAAGAAAAAAGGUUUGUCAUCUUGAGAUAAUUUCGCUGUGUACCGGCAGAUAACAGGCCUAGGAAAAACCCGACCAGGUCGGCUAGGAGCUUCCGUACAUCGAGGACGGAGUGGAAAAAUAUUCAGUUGUUUUUCUUUUUAACUGGAAUAAGAAAACAGCAGGACAGAGCUGCCGAAUCACUUUUGUCUUUACAGGAAGUCCAUGUUUGUAGCCUAAUUGUUGGUUGGUUAUAUUUAUAUAGGAACAAUGCUAGUGAUGCCUUGUUUUUUGUACAGUUUUAUGUACAUGGAAGUGUAGGUUUUUAAAAAAAAAAAGAAGAUGAAAAUAUAUAUAUAUUCAAACAACGUGAAGGAAAUCUGACCCUGAACCUGUAGGAUUAUAUUGUCUGAAGUACCGUAGGCUCUAUUAAACGUAGGAGUGAUGAGUCAGGCUCAGAGCGGAGGACGACAACGUCUCUCCUCCAAUCACCUACCGGCUUUACCGCUUUCCUUUCCGUUCUCUCAUGUUCGUCCAGGCUGAGUCCGAAGACAAACUGUACAUUUCUUGUUUCUUUGUUUCAUUGUUUUUUGGGUUGUUUUUUUUUUUUUGGUCUUUUAAUUUUCUUGGAGGAAGUUGGGUGAAGUUUGUUUGAGCCUCAUCUGUUCUCUUUUGAUCAGCAUCUGCAUGUUUGAAUUUUAAAAAAGUGUGGUCUUUUAUUUUUGCUGAGCAAAUCAAAGAAAUGAUAUCUUGUAAUUACUCCUUCCUUAUAGCUUUACAAUAAAAUACAUUCAGUCAAAGGAA
Siniperca chuatsi (mandarin fish) is the source of this 15270-nucleotide messenger RNA. Its product is annotated as protocadherin-1-like. Lineage: Eukaryota; Metazoa; Chordata; Actinopteri; Centrarchiformes; Sinipercidae. Gene Ontology annotation, cellular component: plasma membrane. The coding region runs from base 10 to 3822 and encodes 1270 amino acids. The transcript has 5 exons. Gene Ontology annotation, molecular function: calcium ion binding. The record is from RefSeq and is a predicted model, not a curated record. Gene Ontology annotation, biological process: homophilic cell-cell adhesion.